Molecule: messenger RNA, 1269 nt
Organism: Fragaria vesca subsp. vesca
Lineage: Eukaryota; Viridiplantae; Streptophyta; Magnoliopsida; Rosales; Rosaceae
Product: exopolygalacturonase-like
Exons: 4
Coding region: 1-1269 (422 amino acids)
Biological process (GO): carbohydrate metabolic process
Molecular function (GO): polygalacturonase activity
Source: RefSeq, a predicted model, not a curated record
AUGGGUUUAAGCUUUUUCAUCCAGUCCGCUUGCUUAGUGUCCUUUCUUGUAUCCGUUACCCUAGUUCAUGCUCAGAAAAGGGUUUUCGAUGUGGCAAAUUAUGGUGCUCGUGGAGACGGAAGAACAGAUAGCAGCAAGGCCUUCAUUGAUGCAUGGAAUGGAGCUUGUCAAAACAUAGGAGGAGGUACGGUGCUGUUCCCAAAAGGCACCUUCAUGGUGGCUCCGGUGGUUCUUCUAGGUCCAUGUAAGGGAUCAAUGGAAUUGCGAUUUCAGGGUAACCUAUUGGCUUCUAAGAAGCCCAGUGAUUUCCUUGGUAUUGACCAUUGGAUCACCGUACAACGCGUUAACGGCUUGAUGAUUAGUGGUGGAGGAACCCUAGAUGGCCUCGGAGCCGAUGGUUGGGGUUUUAAUGAUUGUCUGAAAAAUCCAGGCCGUUGCAAGCAACUCCCUGCUACAUUGCGGUUGGAUUUUGUCACACAAGGACACAUAGAUACCAUUACAUCGCUCAACAGCAAAAACACCCACAUCAAUCUUUUUGCAUGCAAGGACGUGCUUAUUAGCAACGUCAAGAUUAUAGCUCCGGGAGACAGUCCCAACACCGAUGGAAUCCACAUUGGCAACUCACAGAACAUCUAUAUCGUGGAUACACACAUAUCCACCGGAGACGAUUGUGUCUCCGUCCUCCCCGGAUCACAAUACAUUAACGUCACCGGCGUCUAUUGCGGUCCAGGCCAUGGAAUAAGCAUCGGCAGCCUCGGCAGAACUGCUGGUGAAUCUGUUAGUGACUUGUAUGUAAAAAACUGCAGAUUCGUGGAUACUCAGAAUGGUGUGAGAAUCAAAACAUGGGCUGUGGAUGCUAAACCGGGAACUGUUUCACGUGUUGGCUUUGAGCACAUCGAAAUGGAUAAUGUGGACAAUCCCAUCGUUAUUGAUCAAGAAUAUUGCCCUGGUGGUGGUUGUAGUAAACAGGAAUCCUCGAAAGUCCAGAUUAGGGAUGUUAAGUUCAAUGACAUUAGAGGCAGUUCUGCCACAAAGGAGGCAGUUACUCUCAAAUGCAGCCAAAGUGUGCCUUGUCAAGAUAUCGAGCUGAAGGACAUCGACCUAAAGAACGGAGGACCUGGAGGUCCGGCGGUUUCAUUGUCCUAUAAUGUAAGAGGCAGAACUUACGGCAUACAAAAUCCUCCAUCCAGUGUAAAACCACCGGUAGCUUCUUCCACUGAAUUAGAGGACUAUUCUUCCACUGAAUUAGAGGACUAUAACUGGUACUGA